Molecule: messenger RNA, 7910 nt
Organism: Siniperca chuatsi (mandarin fish)
Lineage: Eukaryota; Metazoa; Chordata; Actinopteri; Centrarchiformes; Sinipercidae
Gene: mrtfba
Product: myocardin related transcription factor Ba
Exons: 16
Coding region: 560-3874 (1104 amino acids)
Biological process (GO): smooth muscle cell differentiation
Source: RefSeq, a predicted model, not a curated record
CAAAAGAAUGAAUGAGGAUGGCUAAUUUUACUCUCCUCCUUGUGGAUGUCUACCAGCUUCACUGUAGAAAGUUAUGCAACACCACCAGAUCACACGUGAGAACAAAAAACAGAUGUGGUACCUUGAGAGAAAAUUGUUUUAAAAUAGAGAUCAGUGGUGGUGUUGAGAUGGAAUAUAGUAGAAAGUAUAGAAAAACUGGACUGGAUCAUGGGUAGUUCAGAAAUGCUGACCAGUAAGGAGGACAGCGAUCCCUGCCCUCCGCUUCUCCCCCCAAGGCUUCCUAUCCGACAGCGUCAUUACGUCACUCUGCAUCCGAACCUAGACCAGUCGCAGCCAUUUUGCUCCGCGAAAUAAACUUCAAUCUCACAGCUAGAGGAAAAAACAACAUACAGAACAUAGUUCGGCAGACAUUAAUGGAUAUCUCGUUGUGACCCAGUGUUCGGACAGAUUCGGCUUUCAAGUCUUCGCAAUUCGGUAGCAGCGAGACAUAACUAAAGGGACGGUGACCCAUACCCCUGUUGCUUGCCUGGGACACUCCCCAAUCGCCUCCUGAGGCAGGAUGGAGCCCCAGGCUUCUCAGGGGCAGCCAGGAGCAGAGGGGGACUGUGGGAUGUUGAGUCUGCUGUUGCCCAGUCCCCAGAGUGAGGCGGUGACCCACGAGAUGGAGGAGCUGUCGCUGCAGCCCACACAGAAUCUGCCUCCACUCAAUGAACGCAAAAAUGUCCUGCAGUUGAGGCUUCAGCAAAGGCGAACCCGGGAACAGCUGGUGGAGCAGGGCAUCAUGCCACCUCUGAAGAGCCCAGCAGCCUUCCAUGGGCAGAUUCGCAGCUUAGAGAGAGCCAGGACUGAGAAUUUCCUCAAGCACAAGAUCCGCAGUCGGCCAGAGAGAGCAGAGCUGGUCAGGAUGCACAUCCUGCAAGAGACUGGAGCCGAACCCUCACUACAGGCCACCCAGAUGAGACUAAAGAGGGCCCGGCUUGCCGACAACCUGAACGAGAAGAUCGCCCAGAGACCCGGCCCUAUAGAGCUGAUAAAGAAAAACAUCCUGCCGGUGGAUUCCAACCUUAAACAGGCCAUCAUCGUGGGCCAGGUGAAUUAUCACCAGGUGUUGGAUGAGGACAGCAGCGAUGCCCUGUCCCCAGAGCAGCCGGCCAGCCAGGAGUCUCAGAGUUCUGUCCCCUCUCCCGUGGAGAGCAAAGUGCCAGAGACGCCCUCUCCAGCCCAAGCACCGCCACCACCACCACUACCCACCACCAUACUGCAGGCCUUCCCAGUUGCUACACAAGCAACAACAGACUUUGUGAAAGUGAUCUCUACCAAUGAGCUGCCUGCCAGCCGCCCAGCUGUCACUCUCGCGCAACCAGUCUCCACAGCUGCUCCUUCAAAACCAGCCCCAACACUGGUGAAACAAAGCCAACAAAGGUCGCCCUCAGAGAAGAGCCGCAGUAAGAAGGGCAAAGAGCCGAAGUCCAGGGUGAAAAAGCUCAAGUACCACCAGUAUGUUCCCCCAGACCAGAAGCAGGAGGCCAGUGAAGCACCCAUGGACUCCUCUUAUGCCCGACUACUGCAGCAACAGCAGCUGUUCCUCCAGUUGCAGAUCAUCAGCCAGCAACAGCAGCACUACAACUACCAGACUAUAUUACCAGCACCACUCAAACCUGUGGCUGAGGGUCAGAGCAGCAACGCCAGCAGCCUGCCAACCUCCAUCAUGGUGUCUUUGCCCACUGCACCUCCACCUCCCCCUGUGCCUUCGGCCUCGGCUCGCCCAAACAACUUGCUCUCGAACCGCAAGCCAGGAGUCUUGCCUGCCAACCUGGAGGAGAUGAAGGUGGCUGAGCUAAAACUGGAGUUAAAGCUGCGUGGCCUCCCUGUGUCAGGAACAAAGACUGAUCUGAUAGAAAGACUGAAGCCUUUCCAGGACAAUCCCAGCACCUCUGCUCCUACCACCAUUCAUGCCCCUACCAUUACCACACUCUCCUCCGUCCCCAUGGAGGUCACCUCCAACGCUACCACCCCUGCUAUAGUCCUCCCAGUCCAACAGGUGGCUCCAGAGAACAUGAACUCCACGCCACCGGUCUCACCCAUUCCAGCUGAUCCCUCCACCCUCCAACAGGAUGUAGGCAUGUCUGAGGCUCCUUCUGAAACACAAAUGAUGAACUCUGUCUGGGCAGGUCCACGGUCCUCACCUCUCUCAUCUUUCCAAGUCCCAGAGGAAAAGGACAGGAGGCUCCAUGAGAAGGAGCGGCAGAUAGAAGAGUUGAUGAGGAAGCUGGAGCAGGAGCAGAGGCUGGUGGAGGAGCUGAAGAUGCAGCUGGAGGUGGAGAAGAGGGCCAGCACCGCUGACUCUGCCUCUGUAUCUCCCAAACUCCCCUCUGUACCUGCCAUGAAUCCUGCUCCUACUGUCCUGAACUCAAAUGUAGUAAAAAUGGAGGGUACAGUCCUGUCAAACUGUUCAUCCACUCCCGCUACAAUCCCUAACUCUAUCCUGGGCUCCCAGGCUCUCUCCCCCCAGCCGACAGUGGUCAAGUUGGAGGAUGUGACUGUUUCUUCUGGCAAGCCACUCCAGCUCCAGACCCAAACACAGCUCAUCACCCAGAUCCAAACCCAAGCCCAGCCCCAAGUAACCGCCAGCCCACAGCUACUCCCCCAGUCACAGAGAAGUCCCAAACUCCAGACCCAGCCCCAGUCCCAACCCACAACCCCCAGCCUGCAGCAGUUCUUCAUCAGCCACUCAGGUGGGGUGUCCCAGAUGCUGGGUCAGCCUCAGACCUUGUUAACCACAUCUGUUCAACCUCAGACUCUGCUGACCAGGACUGGCCAGGCUGGAACUCAGAUCCUCCUCCCAGUCUCACUACCCAACAAUGCUACUGCAAUCCAGCUGCCAAGCACCACUGUCAGCCUGCAGCCUGUUCUUCAGGCCACGGUCUCAAAUCCAGGCCUGGUCCAGGCCUCAGUUCCUCAGCUGCAAACCACUAAGAUGGAGACGGCACCCAGCCAGCAGUUAGCCAACCGCAACCAAUUGCUACAGACUCUGACUAUGUGCAAUAACACCAUUGGUUUGGAGAACCAGACUAGACCUGAGAUGAACACCCAGUGUUUCCUGAGAAGCUCCCCAGAGAACAGGGUCUCUCCACAGGCUUCACCCAACCACCACAUCUCCAACGGACCAUUCAAUAAGCCCACCUUCAUCCUUCAGCCCACCUCCCUUGUUACUCAGCCUCCCAAGACAAGAGAGCCUCCCCGCUAUGAGGAGGCCGUGAAACAGAGCCGCAACUUGCACGUCAACAAUGUUUCACAGGUUCCCACGGCAACCAGCCAGCAAAUGGAUGACUUGUUCGACAUUCUCAUAGAGAGUGGUGAAAUCACUCCAUUUAUCCAGCAGGACCCUUCGGUGUCUCUCACUAAGACCGUCCCAGUCACAGCAAACAUCACCACCCUGCCGGUCAGCACAGCUCUCUCCAGGCCGCCUCCACAGAUCCAGGUGGCCCCUCCACCUAUCCUGAGCCCCCUCAUUGGCCACAGCCUUCCCAGCCUCUCCUCGCUGGCCACAGACAAUCAGCUGGAGGCUUUUCUGGAGCGAACACUGGCUGAUACGUCGCCAGUGUCAGAUCCGCGCACACAGGGCCUGAUGGAGGAGCUGCAGGCCCAGCUGAUGGAACAGCAACCCUACUCGCCGAUGGACACAUCAGACCUGUCCUUCUGUGAUUCCUCUUCGCCCCCCUCCUCGCUCAACAUGGGCCUGUCUGACCCAGGCCUGGACAAUAUGGAGUGGCUGGACCUCACCAUGCCACCAGGUCCUGCUGGGGCACUCACACCACUGGGGAUCCCAACGGACUUCCUGGAUACACAUGACCUGCAGUUGCACUGGGACUGACGGAGAGAUGGAUGAAAGAAAAAGAAAGAUUGAGUCAAGGGAGUUGGCAGAGCAGCUGAGCCAGGAGUGAGAGAUGGAUGGAUGAAGAGAAGAAGAAAGUCAGCCACAAAUAGGCUGAGUUUCAACAUUUUAAAUAAGGACGCAAAAGGAGGAGAAAACAUGGCUUUUUGUGCCAUAUCACUCUUACCAGUACAUCCAUACCAUCUGUAAUAUUCCCACUAUACUACAGUAAGAGAUGCUGUACAGUAGUGCACUGAUUCAAGUUGAACUACAAGCAGGAGUUUGCACAGCUUUAAAAGAGGGCCUAUUAUGGCUGAACAGCCAGAAUAAUGUCAUCACUAAGGUGAUCAUGGUCACCCGUAGAAUUAGUGAUAAAGGGAACAGACUAGACUUUUUUAGUAUCUGAUGUCAUGAUUUUAAUGAUCAUUUACAGAGAUGAGGAGACAGAGCCAAAUGAAUACUGGUAGCAUGGACUGUUUGUAAAAAAAAUCUUUAAACCACACUAAUACAGCUUUCUCUCUACAGAGAGCCUGAAUAGAAUUGAUUGCUGAUAUUGCCGGAUUAUUUCUACUGGAGGUUUGGCUGGUUGGCUUUCAGUGUGAACACUGCUUCUAUUUUACUGUGUAAGCACGGUAACUAAAUGUAAAAGGGUUCAUAAAUACUUCCGGCGGUAGUCUGAUGUGAAGGUCUUUGUUCCACUGAAGCAUACUGUGCCAUACUAGGUUAUAAAAGCUGGUCGUUAAAACACAGUAACUGUGUGACAGUUCAAAGACUACAGAUUAAAACUAGGUGUAAUUAAAAUAAUGAAGGGGGAUUAGACUCUCAAUAAGAAUUUGAGGCUUGACCUGGAACAUCAGAGCUUUAUGAUGUCAGUACAGCCUCAGCUAUUGACCACUUCGCCUGGGAAAGCUUAGACUAAACUAGUCUAAGUGCUUUGAUUGGUUGCUUCAGCCUGUCUGAGAUGCUGGACAGUCAAAUCCGUGUUCCCUUUAUGACUCGAAGCCAGACGUGUCAGUCACCUAGCCAAGUUUUAAAGAGAUUCCUGGCUGAGAGGAGGUCAAACCCCUGUUCACACUGGUCCAGUCUACCACAUACUGUAGAUGACAUGUUUGCUGACUAAUCUGAUAUGUUGUAUCAGAUGUGACUCUUCUGACCUAUCACGACCCUCCGGUCAAGCUGAUGAACCAAUGACUCGACUUCAGUCGGACGACGAGAGGAGCAAGCUCCUCCAUCUAUGUGAGCGCUAUGCACUAGAGGCAGAGAGAUCUGAAGAUGCGCCUCAUUCACCUCAGAACAAGGAAAUGUGAACUCUGCAUAUCCAAGAUGAUCGGUAGUAUGAAGUGAUCAAUACGGCUGUGAUCGGCAUGUGGCCAAAUGCUCCAGAGAUACUGCAGUUGUUGUCCAAGUAUCUUAUUUUGAAUGUAAUUUUGAAAAGAUUGAAAAAUGGGACUUUACUAGCAAAUUUGGCAGCUUUUUUUUCUUCUGAUAGUAAACUGACAUAAAACAGUGGAAAGGGAACAAAUAUGAGUUUAUGACAUGCAGACACACAUCCAUAAUAGAUGUGAACUGUGUGUGUGCUGCAAGUUCUAUCAAGGAAUAAAGAUGUCUUUGGAGAAGAUGAAAUUAUAGCUAGCUGUCCUACAGUAUCCCUGCACUUUGUCCUUGUCUGUAUGUGUGUGUGUGUGUGUGUGUUUCAGGGUGGGAAAUUACUGCAUCACUAGCCAACAAGUGUGCUAGUUAGCAAUAGCCUGUAGCUGAUAAGUUAGUCUGCUUUAACAGCCCAUUUAUCGAGUGAAUCAUUUGGAGGAAUCGGAAUAUUCUAAAGUAAUAUUUGGCUGGUAAAUAGUCUAACUUGUGAUGCAUCAGCUACUGUGGACAAAGUUAGUUCCCUGACCAACUGUGUGUGUGUGUGUGAGAGAGAAGCAAUGUUGAUGUGUGUGUGUGUGUGUGUGUGUGUGGGUUAGUCUUCCUGUCUUUUGCAUGUACACCCGUGUCCCAGUGUGCACGAUUGUAUUCACAUUUAAUCUUGGGCCGUUUCGGGCUCUUUCUCAGCCGUCGCCCACAAGUUGUCUGAAGAAAUUUGCUAAUAUCUGUAAAGUCAAAUCAUUUGCUAUCCAGUCAACAUAUUCCAGACGUAACUCUUCAAAAGGCUUCUGAUGACUGUUAACUGUUUUUAUCUGUGUUGUUCAGUCGGUGUCCUACAGUCAAAAACGCACCUUUGAGGUGUGAUACACAGCGAGGCGUUAGUGAAGAGGGCUUAGCUACUUUUAAAGCCGUCAUAAAUUCCAGAUGUUUAUUUUUAAUGGAUUGCAUCAUAUCCCACUCACUGUUCCUUUUCAAACCUAAAAAUUGAGUUACUGAUUCAGUAUCAGUAUUCAGUCUAAAUAUUCUUUUGGGAUUGAUACAGUCUUACUGUAUGGCACUUUGAAAUAAGAUUGCUUUUUUAAUUGUCUUUUGUUUUUUUAAUCAAUCAUGUCCAGUGAAUCACAUUUACAGAACAUUUGAACCACUUUAUUCUGUCAUUGCGUCCAUGGACACUAGAGGGCGUUGCCUCUCCUCUGUUGCUUCACGGCACAUUUUCAGUUUUAACUGUUGGUACUACAGGGUCACUGCCUGUAUAAUGCUGAUUUGCUGUUCGCUGUUCACAUCAGCAAUAAUGUGGUGGCCUGAGCAAACUGACUGAGAGCCCUUUAUAUCAACGCUGUCUUGUCAAAGAAGUGUGAUGCUCUUAUUGCUGCACAUUUAAUAUCAGAUCAGGCCGAGACACGUUUCUUUCUACAAACAAACACAUGUUAAACCAUCUGUUUAAGCCCCAUUCAGAGAUGGCGUCAUUCUCCUGGUCGCCUCUGCUUCGUGCACCUUUGGUUGAGUUGCGUCGGGGUGCUUGGACCCCGGUAUACCUGCUUGCAGGUCUAGUUGUAUUUCUUUUUUUCCACAUUGUGUUAAAUCCUACAUUGGAUGAACAGUAAGAAUCACUAGUUGAUUGUAUCCUAGAAGAGAUGACGAGUUAAUAUUCUGCUUUUUCUUCAGUCUGUCAGCUUUUAAGGCUGUCAAAUUUGAUAUUUUGUUGCCAAAAAGGCGGUGGAACAUAUUAUCACAUUUUGUUAAUUUUCUCACAUUUUUGUAUUUAGCACUUUUUUUUUUUUAGGGUGAACAGUAAAAGAAAAACCAUUUAAUCUUGUUUCCAUUCUUAUGUAAAAUAUGUAAAAGAUUCCAUGUGUAUAUUUUUGGUUUGAGUUUUUCCAUUUUGUUUUUUCAUAUCAGACAUACACAAACCUCUUGGCUGCAGUGUUUAGGGGUCUACACAUGUAUGCGAUUUACGCUCGAUGUGACGCCACUUAUUGGCAAUUGUGGUUGCUGACUGGCCAGACAGGGACAGCUAAAAGCAAUAAUGGCUGCUCUCCCUUGAUAUACUGUACUUACUAUACUGUACUGUAUGUCAGAUCCUGCCUUGAUUUUAUUAAUGGAAGAGCUUUUACUGCAGAGUAAUACAGUUUAUAAGUUCAAAAGCACUUCAUAUCUGAGUGGUUAAGUGGGGGGUUUGUUUGAAUAACCCUCUUAUAUUAGAGGUUUGUGGAAGCACUGUCAAGUCACUUUCAUAGUUGCAGUUAACCGGUUUUGGCUCAGGCUUCCCCAUAUUCACGUCAGCUCUCCUGCUUGUCCUCCUUCACCUGCGCCGUUUACCAUCAUGUAAACAUUUUACAUUUUUUGGCAGAGAAGCUGAACUUCAGAACAGAGCUCUGUACAAGACUUUUCAUUAAAAUAGAUGUAUUUUGGAGACAUUAGUGGAAACACAGUUGAUUUACAUCCUUCAUUGUAGCCAAGUCUCCUCUCUAUCCCCACUGCCCAUGCCAUGCCAUGCCUCUUGCUGUUUGUAUGCCAUAUGUUUUGCACAUUGUGUACAUAUUUAUAUAGAUGUAAUGCAUAUUUUUAUACAUGUGUAACAUCCAUGGGUUCUCUAUUUUGUAAAUACUCCAAAAUAUGUAUAUAAGUACUGUAUGCCUUUAUGUGUCAAUAAACUUUGGUGUACUGUGAA